AAGUAGGCUCCUUACACUGGCUGACUCUGCUAUCUACUUCUCUAUAUAAUUUAUUUUUGCCUCAUUUUCAACCAUGAAAGUUCUUCUAUUAAUCGCUCUGCUGGGUGUAUCUGCUGCUGACAGACGACCUUCUAGCAGCUACGUUGCCCCUAGUGGAGGUUUCAGUAACGGAUUCGUUCCCGCAAAUGGAGAUCCAAGCAAUGGUUACGGUGCACCCGCUAGCAACGGGUUUGGAAGUGCCCCAAGAAACGGAUAUGGAGCUCCCCCAAGUACCGGGUACGGUGCCCCAACAGGUGGCUACGGACAAGACGAUGAACUUGCUGCUCUGCUGGAGAGCAUCCCUGGUGGUGGCGUCCCUGGUGAAGACUACCCCAUUUUGGCUUCUCCACCUAACACUGGCUUCUCCUGUGAUGACCAGGCGGUGCAAGGCUAUUACGCUGAUACCGCCUCUGAAGCCGGCUGUCAGGUGUUCCACAUUUGCCAGGACCGCGCCCGCAGACGCCAGCAGGACUCCUUCCUCUGUCCCAACGGUACCAUCUUCAACCAGCAGUACCUGGUGUGUGACUGGUGGUUCAACGUGGACUGUUCUGAGGCUGAGAACUUCUACUCCGUCAAUGAGCUCAUCGGCGUCGUCCCCAACGGCGGCUAUGGAUAUGGUCCAACCACCAACGGUAAUGGCAACAGUUACGGGUCCAAUGGUAACGGAAAUGGAGGGAAUGGUAAUGGAAACGGUUAUGGAUCCAACGGUAAUGGAAUCGGAAGGAAGAAUGGUAACAAUGGCUACGGAUCCAAUGGGAACAGAAGGAACGGAAAUGGUGCCAGCAAUGGCUAUAGACCCAACGGUAACAGUGGGAAUGGUAAUGGUGCCAGCAACGGUUAUGGACCUCCAGUUCCUCCACCUACUUCCUAUGGAACUCCAUUUUAAUUGGUUUAUAUCUUGACACUUGUCAUCUCUCACUUGACUGUCUUUCUGGUACAAUGAUUCCCGCAUCCACUCAACCAUGAUCGAAGAGUUUACUGGACUCUUACCUUUUGUAUAUAAUUGCAGCACUUAUUCAUGUUCUUAUUGUAUGUAUGAACUUAUAGUUCUUAUAUUUUAUAUAUUAAAAAUCCAAUUGAAUGUUU
Molecule: messenger RNA, 1125 nt
Organism: Homarus americanus (American lobster)
Lineage: Eukaryota; Metazoa; Arthropoda; Malacostraca; Decapoda; Nephropidae
Product: pro-resilin-like
Exons: 2
Coding region: 74-925 (283 amino acids)
Cellular component (GO): extracellular region
Molecular function (GO): chitin binding
Source: RefSeq, a predicted model, not a curated record